Osmia bicornis bicornis is the source of this 1357-nucleotide messenger RNA. It is a transcript of the gene Nmdmc, whose product is annotated as bifunctional methylenetetrahydrofolate dehydrogenase/cyclohydrolase, mitochondrial. NCBI's taxonomy places the organism in Eukaryota, Metazoa, Arthropoda, Insecta, Hymenoptera, Megachilidae. The record is from RefSeq and is a predicted model, not a curated record. Gene Ontology annotation, biological process: tetrahydrofolate interconversion. Gene Ontology annotation, cellular component: mitochondrion. Gene Ontology annotation, molecular function: methenyltetrahydrofolate cyclohydrolase activity; methylenetetrahydrofolate dehydrogenase (NADP+) activity; methylenetetrahydrofolate dehydrogenase (NAD+) activity.
CUACGGAAAAGUGAAAUAGAACCCAUGAAACUCGUUCGAAAAAUAAAAAACAAUCGCCACUUUCACUGUAAUACCUUAGAUGUUUCUGAAAUUGCGAUAUUGGGUUUUCAAAUUGCAGUCACAAGAACAAGAUCAAUAGUACGGCGGAAGACUUUAAUAAGGAAAGCUCGAUAUUGUUUAUUUUCUACGCAUUUAUAAUAAUUAAAUAAUUUUAUAUUUGCAAUAAUGUUUUCUUGGAGAAAAAUUUUAAAAAUUACUUUCCAAUCGCCUUUAAGACAUUUACAUACUUCCAAAGUUCUACAAGAAGCUAUAAUAAUAGAUGGUAAACAGAUAGCUACUGAAAUUCAAAAUGAAUUGAAAACAAGUCUGAGUACUUGGAUAAAUAAAAAAAAAAGGCCUAAAUUAGUAGCCAUAAUAGUUGGUGAUCAUCCAGCUAGUAAAACAUACGUAGCAAGAAAAAUGAAAGCUGCAAACUUUAUUGGCAUUGAAAAUUACACUAUUCACUUAGAAGAAAAUAUAAUGCAGCAAGAGCUUAUUCAAAAAAUUGAUAACUUAAAUAAAGAUCAAACUGUAGAUGGAAUUAUUGUACAGUUACCAUUAGCAAAGCAUAUAAAUGAACAGGAAGUAUGUCAAACAAUUGCACCAAACAAAGAUGUUGAUGGUUUCCAUUUAAAAAAUCUAGGUAGUCUAGCAUUAAAUAGCAGUGGUAUUGUUCCUGCAACUGCUUUGGCUGUGAAAGAAUUGAUAGUCAGAAGUAAUAUAGAAACAUUUGGAAGAAAUGCAGUGGUAGUAGGAAGAUCAAAACAUGUUGGUUUACCAAUUGCAUUGCUCUUACAUGCUGAUAGUAAAGAUGAAACAGGUGCAUUAGAUAUGACUACAACUAUAUGUCACCGUCAUACUCCACAUAUUGAAUUAGAAAAGUUUACAAAAUUGGCAGAUUUGAUAGUUGUAGCUGCUGGUAUUCCUGGUCUGAUUACUAAAGAAAUGGUCAAACCUGGAGCAUGUAUUAUUGAUGUUGGAAUAACAAGAGUUUUAAUAAACAAUAAGUACAAAUUAGUAGGAGAUGUGGAAUUUGAUAGUGUGAAGGAAAUUGCUGGAUAUAUAACUCCAGUACCAGGAGGUGUAGGCCCUAUGACUGUAGCAAUGUUAAUGAAAAAUACCAUUUUGGCAACUAAACAAAAUUAUGAACACUCAAAGUGUUCUAAUUUAAACAAAAUUGAAGUUCCUAUUUGUUGAUAAUAUAACUUACUAUACAUAUAUCAAUGUGAAUAAAGUAUUAUUUUUUAAUUUAAAAAACUGAUAUAUAAUAAUAUCAAAUAACUGUAUUAUCAGCUUUAAUAAACAGCUUUAAUUUAAA